Molecule: messenger RNA, 537 nt
Organism: Budorcas taxicolor (takin)
Lineage: Eukaryota; Metazoa; Chordata; Mammalia; Artiodactyla; Bovidae
Gene: MS4A3
Product: membrane spanning 4-domains A3
Exons: 5
Coding region: 1-537 (178 amino acids)
Cellular component (GO): membrane
Source: RefSeq, a predicted model, not a curated record
AUGGCCUCCCUAGAAGCUGAUGGUGCAGAGCUGCGGGCAGCCCGCGCGGGUGAGGCCCCCGGGCGCCCCGGGGAAGCGGCGGCGGGGGGCAGCUCCGCCUACCCCCGGCCACAGAACCACCCGGAGGUGCUGCAAGUCCUCGGGGCGGUCCAGAUCCUGAAUGGAGCAGUAAUUCUGGCUCUGGGUGGCUUCAUGUAUUCCUUUCUUGUUUCGGGAAUUUUAUCUGUCUUAGCCGGGAAAAAAUCCACAAAAACACUGCUGGAGAGCAGCUUGGGAAUGCACACUGCCAGUGCCACCGUCGCAGUAGUGGGGAUUGUUUUUCUCGCAAUGAAUUUGUUUGCUAACGACCCAUUACUCAAGGGCUGUCAGUCUUCCCAGCCACCUGCCUUGUGCAUUUACAUGGAAGCCUCUUCAAACGGUCUCAUAUCACUGAUGCUGGUCCUCACCUUGCUGGAAUUGUGCAUAGCCUGCUCUGUCAUAGCCCUGUGGCUCAAAGCAAACUGCUGCCAUUUAAGAAAGGUGGGUUUGUUUAAAUGA